CCCAGCUCCAUCACCCGCGAACCACUCGAACGAGAAGAGAGAUUCCUCACUCCUCGCUCCGGCCAUGGCGCGCGCCGCCGUCUCCACCGCGCCGUUCUCCCCGCCGCUGCCGCUUCCUUGCCAUGCACACUCCCGUGUCGGCAUUCUUCGCCACCGGCGCAGGGGUGUCACCACCGCGGCUGCGCUGCCCCCGGCGGCUGACCUGCCCCCGCUCUCCCUGCCGGCCGCGGCGGCCGCGGCCGCCGCUCUGGCUGCGGCGGUGUCCCUCUCCGACCCCGAGCGCCGGCGACGCGCGCAGGCUGAGGCGGCGGGGGGCGGGGACAAGGAGGCGGUGCGUGCCUACUUCAACUCCACCGGCUUCGAGCGGUGGCGCAAGAUCUACGGCUCCGCCACCGACGGCGUGAACCGCGUGCAGCUCGACAUCCGGGACGGCCACGCGCAGACGGUGGCCGCCACGCUCGCCAUGCUGCGCGACUCCUCCGUCCCGCUCGCCGGCGCGACGGUCUGCGACGCCGGGUGCGGCACGGGGUCGCUGUCCAUCCCGCUGGCGGCGGAGGGCGCGUCCGUGCUGGCCUCGGACAUCUCGGCGGCCAUGGUCGCGGAGGCGCAGCGGCAGGCGGAGGCGGCCAUGGCGGUGCGGCCGGCGCCGGCGUUCCGGAUGCCGCGGUUCGAGGUGCGCGACCUGGAGAGCCUGGAGGGGCGGUACGACAUCGUGGUGUGCCUGGACGUGCUGAUCCACUACCCGCGGGAGGAGGCGAAGCAGAUGAUCAAGCACCUCGCGUCGCUCGCCGAGAAGCGGGUGCUGAUCAGCUUCGCGCCCAAGACGCUCUACUUCGACCUCCUCAAGCGCGUCGGCGAGCUGUUCCCGGGCCCGUCCAAGGCGACGCGCGCCUACCUGCACUCGGAGCGCGACAUCGAGGACGCCCUCCGCGAGGCCGGCUGGCGCGUCGCCAACCGCGGCUUCAUCUCCACGCAGUUCUACUUCGCCAAGCUCUUCGAGGCCGUCCCCGUCGCCGCCGCCGCCGCCUCGCAGUAGCUGCUGCUUUCUUUGAUUCUGGAUUGCAAAUUUUGCUCUCGAUCUAGGCUAAUGUAUGUAUGUACGUACGUAAGAAUCAAAUGGAGUUUUCCGAUGACUCAUUACCAUGUCUUCUCGGGGGAUUCGAGCACCGGUCAAUGGCGCGGUGGAGCAGCUCCGUGUCCGUACGUCGCCGGCCAGGCGCGCAUCACCGUGACAGGGCUAAAUUGUGAUUCUAAAUAGUAAAAAGGGGGGUAAUAUGUAAAAAUUCUGGUCUUAUAAAUAGUUAGACUUAACGGGGGUUCAAAUGUAAAAUUUCAGCACAAAGAGAAAAAUCUAUUUGUAGCCA
Oryza brachyantha (malo sina) is the source of this 1364-nucleotide messenger RNA. RefSeq names its product magnesium protoporphyrin IX methyltransferase, chloroplastic. Bases 65 to 1036 code for a protein of 323 amino acids. The transcript has a single exon. Gene Ontology annotation, molecular function: magnesium protoporphyrin IX methyltransferase activity. NCBI's taxonomy places the organism in Eukaryota, Viridiplantae, Streptophyta, Magnoliopsida, Poales, Poaceae. The record is from RefSeq and is a predicted model, not a curated record. Gene Ontology annotation, biological process: chlorophyll biosynthetic process.